AUGCCCAGUCGCAGUUCCAAUCGCAACAUGCAGGCGUAUGGCGACUCUCCUGAAGGCCCGAGCAGUCACACCGUCCACCGCUACCUGUCCCCUCCACCCCACGCCCUGUCACGCCUACCCCACCGCCCCAGCAGUCACCCUCACCCCACGCCCCAGGUCAUCCUCCACUCCCCACGCCCCCAGGUCACCCCUCACCCCACGCCCCAGAUCAUCCGUCACCCCGACGCCCCAAGGUCACCCUCCCACCCACGCCCCAGGUCACCCUCACCCCACGCCCCCAGGUCACCCUUCACCCCACGCCCCAGGUCACUCCUCACCCCAUCGCUCCCAAGCGGCCACCCUCACCCCACGCCCCACGGCUCACUCUACACCCGUCCAACAGGUCACCACUCACCACGCCCCAGGUCACCCUCACCCACGCCCAGGUCACCCCACCCCGCCCAGGGUCACCCUCACCCCACGAUCCCAUCGGUCACACCCUCACCCCACGCCCAGGUCACCCUCCUUCAGGCCUAG
Penaeus vannamei (Pacific white shrimp) is the source of this 516-nucleotide messenger RNA. The record is from RefSeq and is a predicted model, not a curated record. NCBI's taxonomy places the organism in Eukaryota, Metazoa, Arthropoda, Malacostraca, Decapoda, Penaeidae.